Polyodon spathula (Mississippi paddlefish) is the source of this 2859-nucleotide messenger RNA. RefSeq names its product erythroferrone-like. The coding region runs from base 763 to 1749 and encodes 328 amino acids. Gene Ontology annotation, molecular function: hormone activity. The transcript is spliced from 8 exons. Lineage: Eukaryota; Metazoa; Chordata; Actinopteri; Acipenseriformes; Polyodontidae. The record is from RefSeq and is a predicted model, not a curated record.
UGAGAGAGCUAAUACAAGAAAGAGAGUCCAGAUCCUCUGCAUAAAGAGGCAGGAGUUUCCUGCAUGCUGUUCAUUCCUGUGCUUCACGGUGAAGAGAGGCAGGGAUCAGGUCUCUGCAGCCUAGAGGUUCUGCACUGACAGCUUCAGUUUACCAGCUGAUUCCAGCCCAGCUGUCUGUAUCUAGACAGGGCAUUCUGGAGGGGACACUGAAAAUAAGAAGCAAUUGAGAUCUUCCAGUGUUGAGGACCCGUCUUCAGUGUUGCAAACGGAUUGGAGCAAGACUGUGGUGUUUCUCUGAAGAGAUGUGGCUUUCCCCUGAGUGCUUUACCAAGAAGAUGUCCCAACUUUCCUUCCGAGUGAGGGGGCUCCCUGCUUGCUGUGUCAUGGGCUUCUCCGCACAGUGAGAGGCUACUCAGCACCAUGGCAUGAGAGGAGGGGAGCAGCAAGGAAGAGGAAAGUAAAGUGAGAAUAGAAAAAGCAAUCAUAGAAAAAGGGAUUUUCUAAAACCCAACAAGGUAAUAAUAAGUGUUAAGAAGAUUAUUAAAGGGACUAAAAUAAAAAUGAAAAAGUAAAAUAGAAAAAGAAUAAAUAGAAAACAAGAGCAAAACUAAUUGAAGAAAAGUAAAUAAGAACGAGGAGGGGGAUAGAAAAGGAACGUGAGGACAAAGAGGAAGACAGGAAAUAAAAACGAGUGAAACCAGUGACCCAUAUAGAGGAGGCAUACUGCAUAGAGACUGCUUGUCCAGACUGCGAGGCAGGGAGAUGCCCCAAGGUUCAGAAGUGCGCCAGGCCAUGCUGCCCCUGCUCUGCGUGCUGCUGGUGUGGGGAGGCUGGGCGGAGAGGGGACUGAGGGGCAGCCCAGACCAACACACACAGAGGACAGAGACUGGCAGGGACUCCACCACCCAACCCAGCCUCAACAACCUGGAUACUGCCCCCUCAGAGUCUCGCUUCGUGGACCCCAAGAUCACCUGGCUGUUUUUCAAGAAUAAUUCCAACAAAGGGGUGAAUGGGAGGAAGGGGAACCGACACAGAGUGCAGAACCAGCAGCAUGGGCAGCCUGGCCCCCCAGGGCCUCCAGGACCACCAGGCCCCCCCGGCCUGCCCGGGCCAGCUCUCCCUCCCGAGGAACUGCUUGAGGAAUUCAGGGCCCUGCUGAAAGCGGCAGAACACUGGGGAGACCUGGAGCCGAGUGUGCGGUGCCCACUGUGCGAUGGCCAGGGAGACGAGCCCUUGGGGGGCACUGCCAGGCAGCCCUUCCUGGCAGGCCCAUAUCAUCACAUACAGACCGCCUUCCACUGCCAGCUCAAAGGCAACAGCAUGGUUCGCAGACGCAGUCUGCUGGAACUCAGUGACUUCACCUUUCAGCCAGCAGGUGGAGAUAGCCUGAUCCAGCGGGGGCAGGGCUUCAAUAUCAGCAGUGGCCGCUACACAGCACCAGUCUCCGGCUUCUACCAGCUCACUGCUAGUCUGCUCAUCGAGCACAGGGAGUGUCACAGGAAGCUGCAGCCCAGACCGGGAGACUGCAUCCGGGUCUCCAUCUGUAUCCAGUCUCUCUGCCAACACAACAUGUCCUUAGAGACGAUAGCUGGAGGGGGGUCUGCUGGGAGUCUCUUCACAGUCUUGGCCACCGGCACCUUGUAUCUGCAGGUAGGUCAGCACAUCUCUGUCUUUGUGGACAAUGGCACCGGCUCCGCCCUUUUUAUACAGAAGGGGUCGAGCUUCUCAGGGAUUCUAUUGGGUGUGUGAUUCCUGGAGACCACACCCACCUCUUCCACCAGCGAAUCUGUGACCUUCUGCAGAAAUGUUCUAAGGAAUGUAAAAUGAUCUUUCUUUCAAAGAAAAACAAGGCUGUCGUGACAAGACCACCAAACUGGACAAGAGACCCCCAAGGUUCACAGACAGAGGAACUGAGAAUGUGUCUUGGUUGUGGAUAGCAGAAACUAAAAGCCAAGAAAGCGUUUUUGUAUUUCAGUGCAGUAACUGCACCACUGAGGCCUCCAUGGCAGUGAGAUGGCUAUUGAAAACCCAGGAUGUCUUUUCACUGGCAGCGAACUCCCUCGAGCUGGUGACUCUUGUCUAAGUUAUCUAUGCAAAUAUCUUCAAAUUAUCAGAAAUUCUAAGGUAGAAAGGGCUUGAUUAGUGUAUUUUACAGCACUGUUGUCUUGGAUUUUCAGGGGUACUCCUUGGAUAACCCAAGUUAUGUAAAAUGCUCUAUCCAGCUGUGGCUUUUCCUGUUGGGGUAUCUGUUGAAUAAAGUCAACCCCAAACUAAAGUAGACACGCAUUCUGGAUAGGGCCAUCAUCUUUUUAAUAAAGGCACUAAAACGUUUGUCUGUACAUAUUUGUAAAUAGACAUUUGCUUUGAAACUAAUAUUCAAAGAUGUGUUUGUUUUCAAGUUCAGCGCUGAUGUGAUAUAAUUGAAAAAUACUAGUUUCAAAAUCAAUUUUUAAAGAUAUUUUUUUACUACCCCUUUGGUUCAUCUAGCCUAUGUUACACAUGUCUAUUAUGGACUAUAUCAAACAGGUUAAAAAACUCAGUAUUGCAUUAAGAACUAUUCAAAAUGAUUGCAAAUCAUAAAAAGGACCAGAAUAUAAUUUAAGUGUUUACCUAAAAAACUUUAUUUAUUGCUUCCGCUCUGAAUAAAUAUUGCCAUUAUUGGUUUGUAAGGAUAUGUGUGUGUCUGGCUUUUGAAUUCUGUAUGUACACAACAAUUUUAUUUUUUGAGGCUAGGGAAGGUGAGUGUGAAUUCACUUGCACAGAUUCAGGCCUGCCCUGAUAACUCCUGGGCUGCUCUUAUCAACAGGAGCUGAUAAGCACACUGCUGUCUGCACUCCACAGCUGCGACAGGCACUGAUG